Molecule: messenger RNA, 5566 nt
Organism: Bursaphelenchus okinawaensis
Lineage: Eukaryota; Metazoa; Nematoda; Chromadorea; Rhabditida; Aphelenchoididae
Source: the annotation of a GenBank genome assembly
AUGAAACUACUAACAUUUUGCAUUGUAACCGCCUUGUUUAGCGUUGCGAGUACACGGAGCUUUUACAACGAAGCGUACAACCCCUGCCGCCACAAGGAACUAUGUGGAUUGGGUAUCUGUGAACCAUCGAGAGACUUCCAGUGAGUUUUUAUCUAAUUUUGAAAGUUUUUGAAGUUUGCUGUUCAUAGUGUACCUAUGGACUUCGUAUGUUACAACACUGAAACUAUUUUCAAUUUGAAUUACUAUACAAAAUUUUAUCGUGUUUUGAUAUGACCACAGUAUUAAUAUUAUCACUUUUAGGACAUUUACUUGCCGUUGUCAAUACGGAUUUACUGGUCAAUUCUGCGAAAUAAAACUAACUCCAUCAUGCAAUCAACGUGCUGUUCCAUGCAAGAACAAUGGAAUAUGCCACGAUACCUUGAAUGGGAUCACUUGUGAAUGCCCGAAUGGAACUUACGGGAGAAGGUGUGAGAUUCUGGAUGAGAAGGCGGAACAAAAUUGGGGAACUCCAAGUAUCGAGGACAUUAAUGAUGUGAUUGGCAAUGUGCCAAAGGGAUACAAAAGUCUUGGCUAUGUUGGAGUCAACAAAGUGACAACCUUGAAAGAGUUAAAGCAACAGCUGAAGGACUUGUCUCAGGAGAUUGAAAGGUACAGAGAUGUAAAGUUAGAAGUUGUUACUUUGCCUGAUGGAACUACCUCUUUUUAUGAUGUUAUUCACCACACCAAUGCUACAAAGGGUAAGAUUUACGUUUUGUAAUUUUUGAUAUUGAGCUACAUAUUUACAUAAUCUUUGAAUAAACUUCAACUAGUACUAAAAUUAUUGUGAUUUGGUGUCAAAUUAUAUAGUAAUUGACUUUAGAUGACGUUGCGACCGAAUGGAAAGCCUUGUUGGUAGCUACAGUGAAAGAAAACGACUACAGUUUGACCCUGGACGAUGUGAUUGCCAUGAUGAUUGAUCCUGUCUUCCCAAGUCACUUCGAGCCCCAAGAGUUGAGAGCAGUACAGAAGCCUAAAGCAGGUUAUGUUAGCUAUGGCAUACUUGCCUUACUUUGUGGAGCUGUUUUGACUGCGUUGUUUGGUGGAUUACUGUAUGCUUCAAGUCAAGGCGCAAUAUUUAAAUAUGGCACUAUCAAGAGAAAGAACAACAUCGAGAAUAUCCAGGUUAGUAUUGAGGUUUUAUUAUUUUUUACCUAAUUUUUAAGUUAUUAAAAUCAACUUUUUUAUUUGGCACAUAUUAAUUGCUUUUUUAAAAUUGAAAUCUAAUUGAUUACGUUUUUGAUUUGACAUUUUUCAGGUUGCAUUAAAAAGUGAAACGGUAAAAAUCGCAACAAAUGAAGAACGAGUAUUUGAGUCAUAUGUACAUCAGUUGUGCAACAACUUCACGCUGGACCCAAGUGCCAACGAGUUUUUAAAAGGCUACUCUACUGUUCACAAUGAUAAUGCUAUUCACGAGUUAUGCCACUUCUCAAACUAUUCAGAAGAAUCUUGCAUUAAGGCCAUCAACUAUUUGAUUCAACUUGGCAUUGACGUUAACCAUGUCAACAAAAUGGGUAAGUGUUAAUCAUUUUUGGGGAAAUUUAGUUGCCACGUAACAAAACUUGUUAAUAAUUUUAACUUCAAAAUAUUUUAAAUUCCCUUUUAAACCUUAAGCAAUUUUAGGUAAAACUCCGCUUGACUUGGCCGCAGCAUGCCAUCGCAAUAAAAUUGCCAUAAACUGUCUAUUGCCACAAGGAGCUAAAGUCACGGCACAUCAGGCUAAAAAAGGCUUCACCGUUCUUCAUGAAUGUAUUGUGGUCAAGAACACAACCUUGGCCAAUCAUAUCCUUACCCGAGUGGAUGCAUUAGCCUUGUUCCACAUUGCCACACCAGCCCCUUACCCCCAAAGUGCUAUGACUUUGGCUGCCUGCUGGGGCAUGUCAGAUCUGGUGGAGAGCUUGAUGAGAUUGGCUCACAAGAACGGGUUUAAUGUUGGUGGAAUUGUCAAUAGAGAAAUGGAGAGAGCUGGUUGGACUGCUCUUCACUGGGCUGCUGCUGGAGGACAUGUCGAUUGUGUGAAGAGGAUUCUGGACACGGCGAAAAGCAUCAAAAUUCUGAAGAAAAACGUGUUGUUGCCAGCGAGAUGCGAUUAUAUGGUAAGGAUUUGAACGUUAUCUAUGAUGAUUUCGUAUAACAGUGCUUGUACAAAAUUUCGAUCUUAAAAGCUAGCUUUUAAAUAUAUUAUAUUGGAACUAGCUCAUGGUUUUUACGCAGCCUUGUGAGAAUUUAAAUACAAUUUUUAAUUUUAGCAUCAAAUUGCGCUACAGACAGCAGUAGAGAACAAAUUUCUGGACGUGGCCGCGGUACUGCUGGAGUACGGAUCUGAUCCAAAUCACACAGACUACCUUCGCCGAAGCAGCUACACGAUGGCUGCGGACAUCGAUGUAAAAACACCAGGAUUCAAGGCUAAAUUCGACGAAAUUUGCAAAAAGACGAACGCUCCGGAAGAAAAAGCUGUCAAAACUAGAAAGAGAAUAGCUGCAAAGGUAAGACAUUUACUGUGGUUUAGAAAGAAACUUACAGUAUUUUAAAGUUAUUACUUAUAUGUAAUUUGCUUCAGUCCAUUGUGAUAAAUAAUGUCUAGUAACAGACUGUUGGAAAAUUUAAAAAAUCAGAUAACGUAUUAACGAUAGAAGUUUCGUUUAAUGUUUUUAGGACAAAGUAGAACCAGCUCCGAAACGAACCACGAAAGAUGACAGACACUCUUUUGAUUCAUGUUAUCAUUCCGACAACUCAGUCGACUACAGCAAUCGCUGCUCUCCAGAAGUGGCCCAACAAUGGUACCAGACUCCUAUGAAUACCCAGUUCCAGAAUCCAAACUUCGGAAUGAACGUUUUAACAAACACUGCAAAUACAUCGAACUACAAUUACUACAACAACGGAUCUUAUGGUAUCAACAACUGUAACAUGAUUACUACUACUAAUAUGAAUACUAUCGAUUGUCAACCACAAAAUUGUACUCUUUUCUAUGUUCCCACUAGUACUAACGCGACUAACUGGGCCCCAACUAGAAACGUUUUGUACAAUCAGACCCCAGAUGUUGCAAUGCCAAUUAACAAUGCUGUUUAUUGUGGUCCAAACCAAUAUAACCUGCAAAAUAUGAAUUAUGUUCACAGUUGUCUAUCUCAAAACUUCCUUUACAAUUCGAACCUGUCUUCUCAACCCUUCGUUCCAACAUCUUCAAAUUACAAUGGAAUGUCUUCAUCUUUUGUUGCACCAAAUAACUUUACUUAUUAAUUUCACAUUUCAAGUAUUUAUACAAUAAAUAAUAAUAUAUUAAUGAGGACAUGACAUUUUAAUAUAAACAAUAAAAAUAUUAAAAUAGAAGCAUUAAAUAAGAAUGAACUAUCCGCAACAACGUACUUCUGAAUGACAUAAUUUCUAGACGUCCUUUAUCAAAAGUGCAACACUUGACUUUUUGUGUCAUGUGUUCCUAUUUUUAUUUAUUUUAUUUUACAGGUAAAUUCCAUCGGAUUUCAGACUUGAUUGAUCAUGCUUUAGGUUUCUAAAUAUUAGUUUGCUCAAUUGUUUGCUAUCUAUAUUGUUAAAGUUUUUGUUGUUAAUGUAAGGUAAAUCAUUUGUUUUUGUUAUGUUUUUAGACAGAAAAAGCAAAAGAUACGAGUAAACUUAUAAACUUUAGAUGUUUUCCAAGCUUUUAAUCCAAAGACACCCAACAUGUUCCAUUAUACAGCCGGUGCGAGGAAAAGCGGCUAAAUUUAAGCCUAGAAUAGCACCAAAAAAUAAGAUGAAAAGCCCGUCGAUGUUGGCUUUGGACAACUUCGACUUUUACUACAGUCCGUUGUUCGGAAAACGAUGGCCAUCAGUUCGACUUGGUCUACUGACUCAACAUAAGUAUGUAGCUGUGUUAAACAGGCUCAGCGAGGAUUAUGAGCAGAAUUUGGAGGUAAUAAGAGAUCUGGGGACAGUUGAUGUGAUCGGAUCUUUGAAAAGAGGCAAAGGAUUUGAGAAAGUCAAGGAGAAGGUGGCAAAGACUGGUGAACAAGUUGGACAAGAAGAGACUGGGAAUGUUAUAGAAGGGUUAGAGGAGGAAGACAAGUUUGUGGACCGAGUGAACGGAGGUUUAGAUGAGUUUACACCUUCUGGAGAAGAUUAUGAGUCAGGACAAGUUAAACAAGAUGUUGGGGAACCAAACAGCAAUCAAAUACAGUAAGUUUACAGGUUUAUGAUUUUUUUAAAUGGACUUAAUUUUAUUUUCAAAUGAGGUGUCUUUUGCGUUAGGCAAAUGAUUUUUACAGCUAAUAUUAUUAUGGUGGUAAAGAAUCGAUAUUUUGAUAAUUGUUAAAAUUACUUUUUGUUUUUUAAACGUCGUUUACAUCUAUUGGUGUGAUAUUAUUUAGAAUAACAGGUCUAGAAUUUCUGAAUUCUCACCUUAAGACAGAAGAAGGUGUCAUAGAGUACCCGAGUGAUCUAAGGAUACUGUCUUAUGCGAGAGACGUGUUCGAUAACUAUCCAGCUCCAAUGAAGGAUAAGAACGGUAUUUCAAGUAAGUUUGCCUUACUCCGAACCGAAGUAUGAAGUUCGAAAACUUUUUUACUUUUAUUGUAUAACUCAUACUAUAUAUUGAUUGAAACUUUAUAUUACACUGAUUUUUAAGGUUGGUGGUUAUUAGACGGAGGUUCUGUCUUACCAGUACUAGCGUUGGAUUUAAAAGACGAUGACAACGUUUUGGACAUGUGUGCAUCGCCUGGCGGAAAAAGUUUGAUGGUUAUUCAAUCUGGAAAGUUUGGUACGGUUGUUUGGUUUCGUAUGUCUUAUUUUUAAGGCAAAAAGUCAUGAUUUUAAGGCAAAGCGAAUGAAUUACUCUUAUUUAUAUACAAAUGCAAUCUUUUUUAGCUUCCCUAACAUGUAACGACGCAAAGCUCAGUAGAUUUGGCCAACUACGUCGUGGUUUGGCCAUGUAUAUACCAGUGAAUGCUGCAGUGAACGAGAAGAUUAUUCUGAAGCGAAAGGAUGCAAGUUUACUGGAUUCGUGGGACGAAGAGAAUCUCUACGAUAAGGUUCUGGUUGACGCACCAUGUAGUACGGACAGGUUGGCAGCUACUGACGACGAAGGGAACCUAUUCAGUCCUGGAAACACUCAAGAACGUCUGAACCUUCCACAACUUCAAACUAGGCUUCUCAUGUGGGUUGUUAUUACUUUUUGCAUAUAAAUGGAGGGAGAGGGGUAGAGAAAAAUUAGUCUGGACAUUUUAUUUUCGGAGAUUUUUUUAAAGAUUCACUUUUAAGAAACGCAAUCCGCUCCUUGCGUGUAGGCGGUUCAGUGGUCUACUCAACCUGCACCAUGUCUCCAGCUCAAAACGAAAGUGUUGUGGAGAACGCUGCGAUCUUAGCAUCGGAACACUACGGCAUAGAAGUAGUGGAACAGUCUCUGAACAAGAUGCGAAAUCAGUUGAUGAACACAACGCUUUUCAGAUUCUCAGACAAAGCAACUAGAGGUCUACUGGUCGUUCCAAAUGUUCGAUCUAAUUUUGGACCGAUGUUCGUUUGCAAACUUGUUAGGAAAAAAUAA